AUGGCCUGUCCCAGCAAUGGAGUUCCCAAGAUUGUUUGGAUGCUUUGGUUCCAGGGAUGGGAGCGGGCACCUCACGUCUGCAAGAUGUGCAAGAAAUCGUUCGAACUGUGGAACCCUGGUUGGGAAGUCCGUGCUCUCGAUGAGCAGUCUCUUCCCGAUGUGCUCGAUGACUACUGCAAGCAGUUCACGGAGAUUUGCAAGGCCAACAAUCCCCUGGCCUCUCUUGGCCUCUCCUGGAUUCCGCCUGCUGCCGCAGCAGAUGUGCUGCGGCUUUUCUUGUUGAUCCGCUAUGGAGGCGUCUGGGCUGAUGCGACGGUCCUUUGCCGACGACCGCUUGAUGAGUGGAUCCAUGCUGCUGCGGCUCCUGCAGCUGGCUUCUUUGCAUUCGGACCGGAGAAAGGCGAGGAAAUUCCGAUCAUGAGCAGCUUCCUGGCCAGCCGGGCACAGCAUCCGCUGUUAGAGGCCUGGCAAGAGAAACUACAUCGUCACUGGAAGAUGCCGGCGAAAGAGCGGCCUAACCUGGAAUACUUCUGGUUUCAUGUGCUCUUCGGCAAGCUGGUCCAGGAGAAUGCCACCGCUAAAGAUUUAUGGCAACGCGCUCGGAACAUGGCUGCUGAAUACAAGCAGCCGGGUCCGCACCGCUUCAUGCCCUAUGAGGAGGUUCUGGUGAAGCCACCGGAUGAAGAGUUCAAGCGGCAAGUUGAGAACGUCGAGGAAGAGGAGCCUGUUCUGAAAUUGACGAUCCACGAUGUGAAAUACAACAGGGAGGGUCGAGAUGUUCUGCACCAGCGAGAUGGCUCUGAUUUUCGUGUGAAAGCAUCUCAAUCCAGUUUCGAGUAUUUGAUGCAGCGGACGCUCGAGAAGGCACGGCAGCGCCACGCCGACGCGCCCGAAUUCAUGACUUGGAAGCCAGAAGUUGGGGCAUAUCGCAAGGAGUAUGGCCUUAGCAUUGCGACACAGCCAAUGAUGCCUGGGUGA
Symbiodinium necroappetens is the source of this 978-nucleotide messenger RNA. The record is from the annotation of a GenBank genome assembly. NCBI's taxonomy places the organism in Eukaryota, Dinophyceae, Suessiales, Symbiodiniaceae.